This is a messenger RNA of Arvicola amphibius (Eurasian water vole), 3711 nucleotides long. It is a transcript of the gene Nfxl1, whose product is annotated as nuclear transcription factor, X-box binding like 1. The record is from RefSeq and is a predicted model, not a curated record. Gene Ontology annotation, cellular component: nucleus. The transcript has 23 exons. Gene Ontology annotation, molecular function: RNA polymerase II transcription regulatory region sequence-specific DNA binding; DNA-binding transcription factor activity, RNA polymerase II-specific; zinc ion binding. Gene Ontology annotation, biological process: regulation of DNA-templated transcription. The coding region runs from base 146 to 2884 and encodes 912 amino acids. Lineage: Eukaryota; Metazoa; Chordata; Mammalia; Rodentia; Cricetidae.
AGCGGCCACACUGCCACGGAGUCUGCGGUCCGUGGGCGGUGGCUUCUGGGAGUUGUAGUCGUUGGCGGUGAGCGCCGUCGGUAAGGAGACGUAGCUUUCGGCUCGGUCCACCACAGCAGUUGGUUCCCGGCUGCGGCCGCACGGGAUGGAGGCUUCCUGGCGCCAGGUAGCCGCUGGCCGAGGCCGAGCCCGAGGGCGGGCCGCCGCAGUCCCCUCCUCGGGAAGUGGAGACCCUCUCUGCGGCGCUGGAGGAGGGCGAGUCAAAGGGUCCGGGAGCGCGGUGCCCUCGGGCCCUAGUCUCGGCGGAGCAGCGACCCUGCCCUCUGCAGGUCGCAGGCAGCGAUCUGCCGGAGGCGAAGCCAUGCAGAUCCUGGGGACCAGCGAGCUAACGUCUCAGAGGAAAUUUGAGGAGAUCAAGAAGGCCAAUCAAGCUGCAGCCAGGAAGCUUGUGGAGGAGCAUUGCAGCUCCUCGGAAGAGGAAGGAGAUGAAGACUUGGAAGGAAAGCAGGGGAAAAUCGUCGCUAAUACAUUCAUCUCAUACACUACUCACACAGAUGGCGAUAUACAUGAGUUAGAGCGAACCAGACAGUACGUGAAUGAAGCUUUUCAGGCAGGGGCUAUGACGUGCCUCAUUUGUAUCGCUUCAGUGAAGAGAAACCAAGCGGUUUGGAGCUGCUCUGGAUGUUUCUGUAUAUUCCAUAUGCCCUGUAUUCAGAAGUGGGCUAAAGACAGCCAGUUUCUUGUAUCUUCUGUGACAGAUGAGGAUUUUGAAAAGAAAGAUUAUCCUUGGCCGUGUCCAAAAUGUAGAUUUGAAUACAAAAGAUCAGAAACACCUAGUAGAUAUUAUUGCUACUGUGGGAAAGUAGAAGAUCCACCUUUAGAUCCAUGGCUUGUACCUCAUUCCUGUGGCCAAGUAUGUGAGAGGGAAUUUAAGCCUCCUUGUGGCCAUAAAUGUUUACUUCUCUGCCAUCCAGGUCCCUGCCCUCCUUGUCCAAAGAUGGUCACAACUACUUGUCACUGUAAGAAAGCAAAACCUGUCCCUCGCAGGUGCAGUGCCAAGCAGUGGUCUUGCCAGCUGCCGUGUGGGCGCAAGCUGCUUUGUGGGCAUCAUAAGUGUGAAAAUCCUUGUCAUGCAGGAGACUGUCAGCCUUGUCCAAGAGUUAGUAGACAGAGGUGUGUUUGUGGCAAAAAGGAAGCAGAAAGAAGUUGUGCGAGCCCAGUGUGGCAUUGUGAUCAGGUGUGUGGAAAGACACUGCCAUGUGGUUAUCAUACGUGUGAGCAAGUUUGUCAUGUUGGUGCUUGUGGAGAGUGUCCUCGCUCGGGGAAGAGGUCCUGUCCAUGUCAGAAAUCAAAGUUUUCUUUGCCUUGUACAGAAGAUGUCCCAACUUGUGGAGACAGCUGUGACAAAGUGCUUGAGUGUGGGAUCCAUAGGUGUUCACAGCGUUGCCACCGAGGGCCAUGUGAAACCUGCAGACAAGAGGUGGAAAAGCAGUGCCGCUGUGGAAGGCAUGCAAAGCGAAUGCCGUGUCACAAGCCUUACCUCUGUGAAACCAAGUGUGUUAGAGUGCGGGACUGUCAGAAGCAUCAGUGUCGGAGAAAGUGUUGCCCUGGAAACUGUCUACCUUGUGAUCAAAAUUGUGGACGGACGUUAGGAUGUAGAAACCACAAGUGUCCAUCUGUCUGCCACAGAGGCAGUUGCUAUCCAUGCCCAGAAACUGUAGAGGUGAGGUGCAGCUGUGGCAAGGCCAAGGUGACAGUGCCCUGUGGCCGAGAGCGAACCACGAGGCCACCCAAGUGCAAAGAACUGUGCAGUCGACCACCAACAUGUCAUCAUACAAGUCAAGAAAAACAUCGCUGUCACUUUGGCUCAUGUCCACCAUGUCAUCAGCCUUGCCAAAAAGUGUUAGAGAAAUGUGGGCACUUGUGUCCUGCUUCAUGUCAUGAUCAAGCAUUAGUGAGGCAGACUGGCAAGCAUCAGCCCGUGGGCCCGUGGGAACAACCGGCCGAGCCAGCAUUUAUUCAGACUGCACUGCCUUGUCCUCCGUGUCAAGUUCCUAUUCCUGUGGAAUGUCUGGGGAAGCAUGAGGUGAGUCCUCUACCAUGCCAUGCUGUAGGACCCUAUUCUUGCAAGAGACUUUGUGGAAGAAUGUUGCACUGUCAAAAUCAUACAUGUAUGAAAGAAUGCCACAAAGUGACUGAAGUUGAUGGCUCUACUGUCAAAAAUAAGGCUGGCCCAGAAUGCCUUCAGUGUGAAGAAGGAUGCUCUAAGCCACGGCCUCUGGGUUGUCCUCACCCGUGUGUUUUGCCCUGUCACCCUGGAAAAUGCCCUCCUUGUGUUCAGAUGCUCAGAUUAAAAUGUCACUGCAAGAUCACAAGCCUCUAUGUGGAAUGUAGAAAAAUAGCCACAGCUGAUAUAAAUGAAAGGAAUCUCCUCAGUUGUUGCAAAAACCAGUGCCCCAAAGAGCUUCCUUGUGGCCAUAGAUGCAAAGAGAUGUGUCAUCCUGGUGAAUGUCCCUUUAAUUGUAACCAGAAGGUAAAGCUUAGAUGCCCUUGUAAAAGAAUAAAACGGGAAUUGCCAUGCAAUAAAAUACGUGAAAGUCAGGUUUCAGUGGAAUGUGAUGCAACAUGCAAGGAAAUGAAGCGGAAAGCGUCUGAGAUUAAAGAAGCAGAAGCCAACGCUGCUCUGGAAGAAGAAAAACGAAGACAGCAGGCUGAACUGGAAGCUUUUGAAAACAGGCUGAAGGGUCGCCGGAAGAAGAACAGGAGAAGAGAUGAAGUGGCAGUGGAGCUGUCUCUUUGGCAGAAAUAUAAGUCCUACCUCUUCCCAGCAUUCGGGGUCUUGGUGGCAGUGCUUGUAUGGUACAUUGCCCAUGGUGUGGAUUAAUGAUUCUUUAAAUCUUUUAAUAUACCUCAGACUGGAGUUAAGUAAAUGUUCAGCUUAAGAUAUUAGAAAACGUGCAUUGUAGAACAAGACACGUUCAUAUUUUUCUGUGUCCUUGUCUGGCUACAGUUAGGACAGAUGUUUAGCUUUAUCUGAGUUAGUGACCAGAGGCAGUGAGAUACUAUCUACAGUCAGAGCCGAGCGCUUAGCUGGUGGCCCCGCACUUAGUCUCCUCGUCCAUGGUCUCCAUGUUCAGUCCUCCGUCCACUGUCUGCGGAGCAGCGGGGAUAUUUCUCUGGUCACUUCCCGGGUACUUUUCUUGAUCAUGUGACUUUGUACUUUUCUAAAGAAGUGAUUCUGUAAAAGAAUCUGAAAUUCUAACACAGGCUUUAUAAUUCGAUUCCACAUUAGUUUAUCAGAGAGGAAUUUUAUUGGCCAUUGAAGCAAAUUUUACACUGUUUUCCUCAGGAAAUAGAAAGAAAUGCCCGGCUAGGUCCCUUAUAGGAGGCUGUUUUUUUGUUCAAGAAGCCUAACUGAAGUUGGCAUGUUUGCUAAAACUUGGAUGUAUCUUUUGAUGAUGAUAAUAAAGGAAAACUAAGAUUUCUGAGCAAUACGUGCAGAGCACAGGGUUGUGAGCUUUAUGUACCGUUUCAUUUCUCUUUGCCACAGUUCUUGAUAUGUUUAUUAUAGCUGGGAACAAUCAACUUCAUAAAAUUAAACUGAUAGAAAAAUAAUCAAUAAGCCAGAUUACAUAGAUUUGUAAGUCAUUUAAAGUAGUUUUGCUAUUUAAUUAUUGUAUUAUUAUUUCCAUUAAAAAUUUUCAUACCAAA